Molecule: messenger RNA, 2178 nt
Organism: Thrips palmi
Lineage: Eukaryota; Metazoa; Arthropoda; Insecta; Thysanoptera; Thripidae
Product: dihydrolipoyl dehydrogenase, mitochondrial
Exons: 11
Coding region: 118-1644 (508 amino acids)
Cellular component (GO): oxoglutarate dehydrogenase complex; mitochondrion
Molecular function (GO): flavin adenine dinucleotide binding; dihydrolipoyl dehydrogenase (NADH) activity
Source: RefSeq, a predicted model, not a curated record
CUAGCGGGCCUACCGGCUCCCGGGUGCCCCUCCCGUCUACCCUUUCCUCUUUCCCUUCCUUGCUUCUGCUGCCUUUCGCCGAUCGAGCAGAAGCGAAUUCGGACGAACUCAAAAAUCAUGCAUUUCAAAGUUUUGUGCCGUAUUACAUCCUCUGCAAAGCUCAACUCUUUGCAGAGAUGUCCGCAGGCCAUCCUGUCAAUGUGCGCCCAGAGGCGGAGUUAUUCCAGUGGCCAGGAGGCUGAUAUUGUUGUCAUCGGCUCAGGCCCUGGUGGCUAUGUAGCAGCCAUUAAAGCCGCUCAGUUAGGAAUGAAAACUGUAUGCAUUGAAAAGAAUGCUACACUGGGUGGUACUUGCUUAAAUGUUGGCUGUAUUCCAUCCAAAGCCCUUCUUAAUAACUCCCACUACUAUCACAUGGCACACUCUGGAGAUUUGUCAAGCAGAGGCAUUGAAUCUUCUGGAGUUACGCUGAACUUAGAUAAAAUGAUGCAACAGAAAGUCAAUGCUGUGAAAGCACUAACAGGAGGCAUUGCCCACCUAUUCAAGCAAAACAAGGUCACACUUGUCAGUGGACAUGGCAAAAUCACUGGGCCAAAUGAAGUUACAGCUCUGAAGGAAGAUGGCUCAACCGAAGUUGUUAAGACAAAGAACAUUCUCAUCGCCACUGGGUCAGAAGUUACACCUUUCCCUGGCAUUGAAAUCGAUGAGGAGACAAUUGUUUCCUCCACAGGAGCCCUGUCUUUGAAAAAAGUACCUGAAAAACUAGUCCUCAUUGGUGCAGGCGUUAUUGGUCUUGAACUGGGAUCAGUCUGGGGUCGUCUUGGUGCUGAAGUCACUGCUGUUGAAUUUCUGAACUCAAUUGGAGGCGUUGGCAUUGAUGCUGAAGUCGCCAAAACAUUCCAACGCAUUCUUCAGAAGCAGGGCAUGAAAUUCAAGCUAGGAACCAAAGUCACCGGUGCGUCCCGGGAGGGUGGCAAGAUCAAGGUGGCUGUCGAAGAUGCCAAGAAUCCUGACAAGAAGGAAACGUUGGAUGCUGAUGUUUUGCUUGUGAGUGUUGGGCGACGACCAUUCACCAAUAACUUGGGAUUGGAAGAUGUUGGCAUUGAAAAAGAUGAGAAGGGUCGCAUCCCAGUGAACUCUCGUUUCCAGACUGUACUCCCCAAUGUGUUUGCUAUUGGUGACUGCAUUCAUGGACCGAUGUUGGCUCACAAGGCUGAAGAUGAAGGCAUUAUCUGUGUGGAAGGCAUUGCGGGAGGCCCAGUUCACAUCGACUACAACUGUGUGCCUUCUGUAAUUUACACUCACCCUGAAGUUGGCUGGGUUGGAAAGAAUGAAGAAGAUCUGAAGAAGGAGGGUAUUGAGUACAAGGUUGGCAAGUUCCCCUUCGCUGCCAACAGCCGAGCCAAGACUAACAACGAGACUGAUGGCUUUGUCAAGAUUCUGGGUGACAAACACACUGACAAGCUGCUUGGUGCCCACAUUAUUGGACCGGGUGCUGGUGAGCUGAUUGGUGAGGCCUGCCUAGCCAUGGAGUAUGGUGCAUCUUGCGAAGACAUUGCCCGAGUUUGCCAUGCUCAUCCUACCUGCUCAGAAGCAUUCAGAGAAGCGAACACUGCUGCUUAUGCAGGCAAGGCAAUCAACUUUUAGAGCUCCAAACAUCCUGUGAACUGAAUUGUGAUCAUUUUAAGGUAUCUUAGGGCCUUUGGUAUUGACUUAUCACCCGCCCAUUGCCUUUUUAAUUUAGAAGAUAGCUCUCAAUGCUGAGAAAAUUGUCAUUGUUUUGAUGGAUUUUACUUUUUGAAUAGAUUCUGAUUCGGGGGCAAAUGUGCAAAAUGUGUAAUUUAAUGUACAAAACUCAACAUUUGAGUUUCUGUGUAGGAUCUGCAACUACUUAAGCACAAGUAAAAGGACAGAAUUUUCAAUUUGUGCCAGUUUAUUUCUCAUCAUUCCAUCCUAUGUUGAUGCAUCAGUUGAGCUAAAUUGCUCUUCUGUGCCCUUAUGGUUUGUGUUUCAUCUGCCCGUCUUGUUGGUAAGACGAUUGUGAAUCUUUUGACAUCUACAUGUAUGGAGUCAGCUCAGUGUUCAUAUCUAAAUUUUAUUUCUGCUCGGCUGGUAUUUAUUAAUUAUGUAAGGUCUUAUAAUUUUCUGUACAAAGUCAUACUAUAAAAGCCUUCCACUAUU